Molecule: messenger RNA, 2247 nt
Organism: Phyllotreta striolata
Lineage: Eukaryota; Metazoa; Arthropoda; Insecta; Coleoptera; Chrysomelidae
Source: the annotation of a GenBank genome assembly
AUGGAAGCCCUUAUACCAGUUAUAAAUAAAUUGCAAGACGUUUUCAAUACUGUUGGAUCCGAUGCCAUUCAUUUACCUCAAAUCGUAGUUUUAGGGUCUCAGAGUUCUGGGAAGAGCUCGGUAAUCGAAAGCUUGGUAGGCAAAUCGUUUCUACCAAGAGGAACAGGAAUCGUGACACGAAGACCGCUGAUUCUUCAGCUAGUAUAUUGCCCCAAAGAAGAUAGAGAACACAGAAAUGCAAUUGAUGGGACUAUCGAAGCUGAAGAUUGGGGAAUUUUUCUCCAUCAAAAAGAUAAAAUAUACAGGAAUUUCGAAGAAAUUAGAGGUGAAAUCGAGAAUGAAACCAACCGAAUGGCCGGUAGUAACAAAGGCAUUUGUGCAGAACCUAUCAACUUGAAAAUAUACUCCACAAAAGUAGUCAAUUUAACUUUGGUAGAUUUGCCUGGAAUAACAAAGGUCCCCGUCGGAGACCAACCUCCGGAUAUAGAGCAUCAAAUUAGAGAAUUGGUUUUGAAGUACACCUCUAAUCCGAAUUCAAUUAUCUUGGCUGUUGUCACGGCUAAUACUGAUAUGGCGACCUCCGAAAGUUUAGCCAUUGCCAAAGAUGUCGAUCCCGAUGGUAGAAGAACUCUCGCUGUAGUUACCAAAUUAGAUUUGAUGGACGCUGGCACUGACGCCAUUGACAUUUUAUGCGGAAGAGUAAUACCCGUAAAAUUGGGUAUAAUCGGCGUCGUUAAUCGAUCUCAACAGGAUAUUUUGAAUAACAAAACCAUCAAGGAUUCCUUAAAGGACGAGGCGACGUUCCUACAAAGCAAAUAUCCUACUUUAGCCGCUCGUAACGGAACUCCCUAUUUGGCGAAGACGCUGAAUAGGUUAUUGAUGCACCACAUCAGAGAUUGCUUACCGGAUUUAAAAACUCGCGUGAAUUUAAUGAUGUCACAAUAUCAUUCGCUUUUGAGUUCUUACGGCGAAGAUAUUUCCGAUAAAAGCAAAACCUUGUUGCAAAUUAUCACGAAAUUCGCUUCUGCUUAUUGUUCAACCAUCGAAGGUACUGCUAGGAACAUCGAAACCACAGAGUUAUGCGGCGGUGCUAGAAUAUGCUACAUUUUUCACGAAACUUUCGGCAGAACCCUCGAUUCUAUUCAUCCGUUAGCAGGGCUAACUAAGAUGGAUAUUUUGACUGCCAUAAGAAAUGCAAACGGUCCCCGCCCGGCUCUGUUUGUGCCAGAAGUAUCAUUCGAGCUGUUGGUUAAAAGACAAAUUAGAAGACUGGAAGAGCCAUCGCUGCGUUGUGUGGAGUUAAUUCACGAAGAAAUGCAAAGAAUUAUUCAGCAUUGCGGCAACGAAGUUCAACAAGAAAUGCUCCGUUUUCCGAAACUCUACGAAAAAAUCGUCGAUGUCGUUACCCAAUUACUACGCCGUCGUUUACCGACAACUAACACGAUGGUCGAGAAUCUUGUGGCUAUCGAAUUGGCUUACAUCAAUACCAAGCAUCCGGAUUUUUAUAAAGACAUUCAAAUGGUGCCGACGGUCAUUAAAUCCGGCGAAAGUAGCACCAGACCUACGGCGAUCCGUCCUAAGAGUUUGCACGGGAAAUACCAACAGGAGUCGCAAGAACUGGUAAGUAAGGUGCAAUCUUCUUUCACCAUGGAGGAGCAAGGGGAUUUUAUAAAAUAUCUCAACAGAAUUUUACCAAUGACUAGCUAUAAUGAAUUUAUAUCACUUGUUCAGUCGCGCUCUUCCAGCAAUCCCCAAUUGAACAAUGAAGACGGAUCAUCGCCUUGGUCCAUUCAAAGUACCAACGGCAAGGAGAACGAUGUAAAUCACGUAAAUAUGACUGAUAUUGUUAAAAUCGAAGGGGACGUAAGGAACAUUCUCAGUCCGCAAAAACCGGUUAAUCUUUUACCGCAGGUGCCCGUGAACAGUAGCAGUUUUAGGAAAUUGUCGGAAAACGAGGAGCACGAUUGUGAAAUAAUCGAGCGUUUGAUAAAAUCGUACUUCUACAUCGUGAGGAAAUCCAUCCAGGACACUGUACCCAAAGCCGUUAUGCAUUUCCUAGUGAAUUUCGUGAAGGAUAAUUUGCAAUCUGAGCUUGUUACGCACUUGUACAAGGCGGAUAACGCUGAUCAAUUACUCGAUGAAUCUGAGCAUAUUGCACAGAGACGUCGCGAAGCAGGCGACAUGUUAAAGGCACUGCAAAGGGCUUCUCACAUCAUCAGCGAGAUUCGGGAGACUCACAUGUGGUAA